This is a messenger RNA of Pelobates fuscus (common spadefoot toad), 2194 nucleotides long. It is a transcript of the gene MAEA, whose product is annotated as macrophage erythroblast attacher, E3 ubiquitin ligase. NCBI's taxonomy places the organism in Eukaryota, Metazoa, Chordata, Amphibia, Anura, Pelobatidae. Gene Ontology annotation, biological process: proteasome-mediated ubiquitin-dependent protein catabolic process. The transcript is spliced from 9 exons. Gene Ontology annotation, cellular component: nucleus; GID complex; cytoplasm. The record is from RefSeq and is a predicted model, not a curated record. The coding region runs from base 249 to 1439 and encodes 396 amino acids. Gene Ontology annotation, molecular function: protein binding; ubiquitin protein ligase activity.
CUGCGGGGGGCGUGGCUUGCCGUGGGGCUGAGCCCAGUGUGCAGACAGUGCACUAGUUGUCAGUCCGCUCUAGUGAGCUGAGCUCUGAGCUGAGUCCGGCGCCGGUCCCCGGUCUGUGCUGUCUGAUCGCCUGGCCCGGUUUAUCUCCUUGGCAUUGUGAUUUCUAGCUGCCCACUGAUUACCCAUGAUGCUCCGGAGUGUGGGCAUGUAGCUCAGUGUGCUCGGCCCCUCCCCCCUCCCAAUCCAAGAUGGCGGUCCAGGAAUCAGCUGCUCAGCUCUCAAUGGCUCUGAAGGUUCAGGAGUACCCAACUUUAAAGGUUCCUUAUGAGGCACUCAAUAAGCGCUUUCGGGCUGCACAGAAGAACAUUGACCGAGAGACAAGUCACGUUACCAUGGUGGUGGCUGAACUAGAGAAGACUCUGAGUAGUUGUCCUGCUGUAGACUCUGUUGUCAGCCUGCUUGAUGGCGUCGUUGAAAAACUAAGUGUUCUCAAAAGAAAAGCAGUGGAAUCCAUCCAGGCAGAAGAUGAAAGCGCUAAACUUUGUAAGCGGCGGAUCGAGCACCUGAAGGAGCACAGUAGUGAUCAGACCGCAGCGGCCAACAUGUGGAAAAAGAAAAGGAUGGAUCGCAUGAUGGUGGAGCAUCUGCUGCGUUGUGGUUACUACAACACUGCCGUAAAGCUUGCCAGGCAGAGUGGAAUUGAAGAUUUAGUGAAUAUUGAAAUGUUCCUGACUGCUAAGGAAGUAGAGGAGUCCCUUGAAAGACAGGAAACGAUGACUUGCCUUGCCUGGUGCCACGAUAACAAAUCAAGACUUAGGAAAAUGAAGAGUUGUCUAGAAUUCAGUUUGAGGAUUCAAGAAUUCAUUGAACUUAUUCGGCAAAAUAAGAGGCUGGACGCUGUUAGACAUGCAAGAAAACAUUUCAGUCAAGCAGAAGGAAGCCAGUUGGAUGAAGUUAGGCAAGUGAUGGGGAUGUUGGCAUUUCCAUCGGAUACGCACAUCUCUCCUUAUAAGGAUCUCCUGGACCCAGCACGAUGGCGAAUGCUCAUCCAACAGUUUCGCUAUGAUAACUAUAGGCUCCAUCAAUUGGGAAAUAACUCUGUAUUUACCAUAACACUCCAAGCGGGACUUUCUGCAAUCAAAACACCACAGUGCUACAAAGAGGAUGGAACUUCAAAGAACCCGGAUUGUCCUGUGUGCAGCAAGUCUUUGAAUAAACUAGCGCAGCCCCUUCCAAUGGCACAUUGUGCCAAUUCACGGCUCGUCUGCAAGAUUUCAGGAGACGUAAUGAAUGAGAACAAUCCUCCAAUGAUGUUACCUAAUGGAUAUGUAUAUGGGUACAAUUCUCUUCUUUCUAUUCGCCAAGAUGACAAAGUAAUUUGUCCAAGAACCAAAGAGGUCUUCAACUUCUCCCAAGCCGAGAAAGUCUACAUCAUGUAGACCCAAGAUACUUCAUUGUGCCUCUAUAAUCUGCUGAAGAACACGAGACUGGAGUGUUCUACACAGAGAAGAAAAUACGCACAACGGGCAGGAUCGAGGCAUCAGCCCUGUCCGGUGGUUGCAUUAAUUGUCUCUUGCGACCAAAGAUAACCAAGCAACAACAAUACACACUUCACGAGGAAAUUUCAACAUACAAAAAAACAUAAACAAGUAAAAUACGUUUAUACUUUGGGAAAAUUACAAUUUUGAUUGUGAACAUUUUGUAACAUAAAGACUGAUGCUUCUGAUGAGUUUUCUUGUUUAAGAAUUUGAAAUAGUUUUUUUUAACCCUUUUCUGCUGAAGGGACAUGCAGUGCUCUGCUUGUUUCUCGAGUAGUAAGUUUGGGGUUGUAUUAGUUCUAUGUAUAGGCCUUGGGAUCAUAUCAUUAGUGCUGCUGCCUUAUUUUUUAUUAUUUUUUUGCUUUAGAGAAUGUAUUCACAUGGAAACAUUAAUCCAAUUUCCUAAGUGUUGAACCUACAGCUCACAGUAAAGGUUUGACAAAGCUUUGCAGACAUUCUACAAUCUAAAUCUUGCGUAUUCUCAAGAGCCAUGGUUCAGUCUCCAGUAUUACAGAAGACAUGCCGAGAAGGUUUCAAACCGCAAACUACAUUUUACUCUUUAUAGUCUUUAGGAACCCGUGCUGUAGAAAUUUGUAUUUAGUGCUUAUUUUUGCAUGUUGGUGUUCAUUAGCUAAUAAAAGAUUGUAAAUUAAAAA